Oryzias latipes (Japanese medaka) is the source of this 3979-nucleotide messenger RNA. It is a transcript of the gene slc25a19, whose product is annotated as solute carrier family 25 member 19. Gene Ontology annotation, biological process: transmembrane transport. The record is from RefSeq and is a predicted model, not a curated record. Lineage: Eukaryota; Metazoa; Chordata; Actinopteri; Beloniformes; Adrianichthyidae.
UCUUCUGGUCUCAAAGCUUUUUUUCUUCAAUUAUACAAGAUUCUUGAUUGCUAAAAUCAGUGAGCUUCAGAGAACACAUCAGCUAUACAGAGACUUGUGACAAAAAAUGCAGCAGUCAUCAGACUGCUCCCUGCAGCCCAUUCAACUGGGGUUAGAGGGGAUUACGCCAGACUCGGGUCAACUAGAAACCAUCUAACUACACCAAAGCACCCGUUUUCCAAAACAAAACAAACAUUUAUUUCACGUUCAGAUUUGAGAUUCGUGGAUUUCUUUAAUGUAAUAAUGUAACCAUACUAAAUUUAGAACUCCUUUUUUAAAAUCACAUUUCCUAUAAAUUGAUAUUUACUACAAAACAGUUCAAACACUAAUUGAACUAAUUAACAAACCGGUUUGCUUUGCUAGCUUGUGUGCUUCGGCCGUAAACAGCUAAACGUCAGGCAUCAGGUUUGUUAGCCGUCAUAAUAUCCAUCCGCGAAAAGACACAAACGGGCGAAACUUUUAACAAAAUUUUGAAGUUGUGCAGACAUGGUGGGUUUCGACCCUGGAGCAAAGGAGGCUGCUAUCUCCCCGAAAGAAGCCGUGUUGGCCGGUUCGGCUGCUGGGAUGGUUACCAGAGCUCUCAUCAGUCCCUUUGACGUGGUAAAAAUACGAUUUCAGCUACAGAUCGAGCGUGUGUCUGCACUCAGACCGGAGGGGAAAUAUGCAGGACUAUUUCAGGCCUUUCGCUGCAUUUACUCAGAGGAAGGACUCUCUGCCUUCUGGAAAGGUCACGUUCCAGCACAGCUCCUAUCCAUCUGUUAUGGUGCUGUCCAGUUUACCAGUUUUGAAGUCCUAACAAAAAUGGUCUACAAGUUGACGCCUUAUGACAGCCAGUCAGCAGGAGUUCAUUUUUUCUGUGGCGGUCUGGCAGCCUGCUCAGCCACGGUGGUUUGCCAGCCUCUGGACACACUGCGGACGCGCUUUGCCUCUCAGGGAGAACCAAAGGUGUACAGGAACCUGCGGCAUGCUGUAAGCACCAUGUGGCGCACAGAGGGGCCGCUGACAUUUUUUCGCGGAUUAUCUCCAACUUUGGUUGCCGUAUAUCCUUACGCAGGAUUGCAGUUCUUCUUCUACAACGUCUCCAAGAAAUGGCUAGGUCCUCCAUCCAAAGGUGGAGAUUCAGGAGGAAGUCUGAAAAGCCUGGUGUGUGGCAGUGGCGCUGGUGUGAUCAGCAAAACCAUCACAUACCCUUUUGACUUGUUCAAAAAAAGACUACAGGUGGGAGGCUUUGAGGCUGCCAGAGCUCGCUUUGGGCAGGUUCGGCGGUACAGUGGUCUGAUGGACUGCAUGUUUCAGAUAGCCAAAGAAGAGGGCUUUCGGGGUUUCUUCAAAGGUCUUUCUCCCAGUCUUGUAAAGGCUGCACUCUCAACAGGCUUUACAUUUUUUUGGUACGAGUUCUUCAUUAAUUUAAUUCAUAACGUUGAGAGGAGGCGAACAACAUCAGAGCCCGCCAAAGACUGAAAGGACAGACCAGGGAAAUGCCAAAGGAUCAAUCACGCACAUUUAAAAUGCACUUACAGCGCCUUGUGUGCUUGCACGGAACAAACCCAUCAACUUCGUUGGUAAUGGUUCCCUGUUUGUUUACAUGUACAGAUGGGAAAACCUUCAGAUUAAAAGGAAAACUAAAAGUCGAGCAUUUUUGAUCAAUACAAGCAGAGCAUUUUACAUCCUGAUUUUCCAUGAAUAUCUUGCAUAUUAUUUAUUCGCAAAACUAAAUAUUCUCAGCUUUUAUUUUGAAGUUUGCACUUUGAACUCUAACUUUUGUUUGAGGGGUCAGAUUUUGACCCUUGUGGACUUGCUCGACAGAAAAAAGAAAUAAAGUUCAGAGUUAUCUUGUAGGUGCAGAUAUUAAAAAGAUAUAAUGUUAAAGAUUUUUUCAAAACAUAUGCUUAGACACCUGAGUAUGUCUUAAAUUUAACAUAUGCUUGGUAACCAGUAGUAGUCUGCAGUUGUGCCGAGGUGUGUGUCUGUUACAGGGGUUUCUCGGGUCAUCUAUGUCAAACGGAAGUUUGUUAAAAUAACGGCUUCCUAAAAGUGGCAACAUGGCAGCCAUGAAUCAGAAAGUAGAGCAGGGGUUGUUUUGACUCGGGGGCCACAUAGGGUUCUAAAACUAGAUAGAAGGGCCGGACCAGGAACAGAUGCGUGGAGUGAGAAAGAAAUACCAUGGAAUCUGGAUGAAAACAUUUGGAUUGAAAAUUAUAUUUUAAAACAGAAUAUUUUAGAGUUUUUAGGUUAAAACUUUUGUUCUCAAUUUAGAGCCAAUUGCACCAAUGGCUUGAUGGAUGGCUUAGAGAAAUGCUGCGUUCAUGUGGUGUUUGAAUGAUAGGAAGAAUGAAAAACACCAAAUCUUCAAACACCACAUGGAUGCUAGAGCGGGUCCCCAAAUAUUUUUUCGUGAGGGCCACAAGAACUCUUUUUUUUUUAAACUUCUUUUAUCUUUCUUUUAUUGUAAAGCCCUAAAAUAAAGUUUUAUUAAUUCGUGAUCAUUUUAAUAAAAUAAAUAAAGCUUUUUAUAAAAUAAAGAAAAUGACCAAAUAAUUGAUUUUCAAAGACAAAAAGUCAGGAAAAAAUAUACUGAUAUAUUUAAAAGAGAACCAGUAAAUAAUGGAUCCUCUCCCGUCUUCGUCCCGCUGAGACUUAGAGCACUGCAGUUCCUCACAGGUCUCACAGUUUGCGCUCAAACUGAGCAGCUGCGCUGUGUCCUGCACGUCUGUUUCUCAUCCAGUAAUAAUGAAAAAGCACAUUUCUAUGUGCUGCAGCGAAGCAUAUAUCUGCAUUACCUUUUCACCAGUACAGAGUUCCCUCGUUUAUUGAGUUAUCUUCUAAAAAUAACCCGUGAUCGUGAAAUCCACAGAGUCAGAUUACAGACGUUCAUGGCAGUAAAACUCCUCACUGCCUAAAUACACUUUUCUCAGACAGACGUGAACAUUUUCUCCCUUUUCUCUCUUGUUUAAAUUCUCGAACCUUCAUAGAAAUUAGGUCCAGAAUCUUAGAAUGAAAACAACGAUCUGAUCUUUAUCAAAUAUUUCUGUAGAUCUGAAGAGCUCCGCGUUUCUGUACAGGAGACACGGCACGGGGGAGAUUGAUUGACAAGGUCUCCAGCCAAUCAGGACAAAAAACAGGGGGCGCUGUUUAAAAAGAACAGCAUAACCGCUCUAAAAGAAUGAGCUAAACCAGGAAAGAUGAACUGCAAAAUUGAAAGGGAAGACUGUCUUCUGUUCUGUUUGACAGGGAUUUUAGAGGAUUUCAGGUUGGAGAACAGACUGCAGAAGGGUGGAAUAAAAUGUCACGUUCUAUGCAGGUUUUGAUCGUGUGGCCAGAUAAAAAUAAGAAACACGGGUCUCUGAUAUUGAUUGGACCAAACAUGGAGGCGGGCCGGAUCCAGCCCGCGGGCCGUAGUUUGCCCACCCCUGAAGUAGAGGGAUUCUCACACACAGUCCAAACUUGCAAAACUGAAGACUUAUUGGAACAUUUUGGCAUUCAGGCUUUCAUGUGGUAAACAGUUUCAAGGCUUCUAGAUACCAUCUUGAUUAGGAAGUGACUGUUUGGCUAUUAGAAUAAGACCUUUAUGAACAAGAGUUGUAAAUCGGGAACUAUUUGAAUGCGGCUAAACCAAAAACCCUAGUGAAAAGGGUUGUAUACAGAGAAUGUAGGAACUAUGGAGUCUUUAAAACCCCAAAUCUUUAGAAAUGUUGCAUAAAACCGGGAGCUUAUUGUUCCAACAUUUGCUAACUUAUACUACGCUGAAGCAUCCCAAAAAGAGACGGAAGAGAUGCAACAUAAAUACUUUGAUAAAGUGGAGACAAGACAGGUCAAACAUAGCUCCCAUUGAAGAUCACAACCAACCAGGAACCCCAUUAGCUGACCACCAAGGUUAGGACAAGUACCUUAUGAAAGACUACUAGAGGACUAACAUACAAUCCCAACGACAACCAUCACA